AGCCACUGAGGCGCUGACCUCCUCCUCCCCCCCGGGACAGGCAGCAUGUCGGGCCCCGUGCCAAGUCGAGCGAGGGUCUACGCAGAUGUGAACACACAGAGGCCCCGCGAGUAUUGGGACUACGAGUCGCACGUCGUGGAAUGGGGCAACCAAGACGAUUACCAGCUUGUGCGGAAACUCGGCCGUGGCAAAUACAGCGAAGUCUUCGAAGCCAUCAAUAUCACCAACAACGAGAAGGUGGUGGUGAAAAUCCUCAAGCCAGUCAAAAAGAAGAAAAUCAAGCGUGAAAUUAAGACUGAAAACCUCCGAGGGGGGCCCAACAUUAUCAGUCUUCUGGACAUAGUCAAGGACCCCGUGUCACGGACACCCGCCCUGGUCUUUGAGCAUGUCAAUAACACAGAUUUCAAGCAAUUGUAUCAGACACUGUCGGACUUCGACAUCCGGUUCUACAUGUACGAAAUCCUGAAGGCGCUGGAUUACUGCCACAGCAUGGGCGUCAUGCACCGGGACGUCAAGCCGCACAAUGUCAUGAUUGACCACGAGCACCGGAAGCUGCGUCUGAUUGACUGGGGCUUGGCCGAGUUCUACCACCCCGGGCAAGAGUACAACGUGCGGGUGGCCUCCCGGUACUUCAAGGGGCCAGAGCUCCUGGUGGACUACCAGAUGUAUGACUACAGCCUGGACAUGUGGAGCCUGGGCUGCAUGCUGGCCAGUAUGAUCUUCCGCAAGGAACCCUUCUUCCACGGCCACGACAACUACGACCAGGUGAGGUCACUGUCCUCUGGUCCCUGA
Messenger RNA from Heteronotia binoei (common prickly gecko), 792 nucleotides. RefSeq names its product casein kinase II subunit alpha-like. Gene Ontology annotation, molecular function: ATP binding; protein serine/threonine kinase activity. The record is from RefSeq and is a predicted model, not a curated record. NCBI's taxonomy places the organism in Eukaryota, Metazoa, Chordata, Lepidosauria, Squamata, Gekkonidae. Gene Ontology annotation, cellular component: nucleus; protein kinase CK2 complex; cytosol. Gene Ontology annotation, biological process: protein phosphorylation.